This is a messenger RNA of Lutzomyia longipalpis, 2953 nucleotides long. RefSeq lists its product as uncharacterized. The transcript has 5 exons. Lineage: Eukaryota; Metazoa; Arthropoda; Insecta; Diptera; Psychodidae. The record is from RefSeq and is a predicted model, not a curated record. The coding region runs from base 112 to 2325 and encodes 737 amino acids.
CAUCAACAAGAAAGGUCAAAAAGCUUUUCAAAAGAUUGAAAGAAACGUCACUUUUCUAACGUUGAACGCGGUUGCGGAGCGUCUACAAUAAAUCAAAAAUACGUGCAAAAAAUGGAUUUACUUUCAUCAAUUCGUCAAUUAAGUGUUCAUUUAAUGAAAUUGGAGGAAAAAACAUUCACAGAUGGUGCCUUUUUCGACUCAGAUAAAAAGAACCUUUCGGAUUCACUUCAAAGUACCAAUUUUGAUGAUUUACUCCUGGACAAUCCAACAGUUAUUAAAUUCUUUCUUCAGCUUCAACAUCUAAUUGAGACUGCACCUGCUAAUUCAAAUGCUUUCUUCCAAGUUCUCCUAAUUCUGGAGGAUCUAUGUGAGCAUGAACGUAUCCGGAAGCAUCUGCAAGAUUUACGAUUUGUUCCUCUUCUGGGUAAUGUUCUUCAUUUCGAGGAAGUUAAAGAAAACAUCAGCAUGGUUCUGAAGAUUCUCGACAAAUUGACAAAAAAUUUAAUAAUUGAUUGGCCAGAAUUCUAUCUAACAACACUCAUACCAUUCCUGGUUGAUUCCAUUGAGCCGCAGGAUAGUGACAAUGCAUCCACAUCCUGCCUCUGCCUCUCAAUUCUCGUGAAUCUGUCAGAAAGUCGUCCCGGCAUUGAUAUUCUCCUCAAGUUCUGUUCAUCCAAAGAACUCAUCACGAAGAUUAAAUCAUAUGGGUUCUUAUCACUCAAAUUGCAUUACCUCAUUGAUUUUUUCUACAAAAACACUGAAAAUGUAAAUCAAAUUGUCUUUGCGGUUUUCGACGAAAUCGACAAGGCUAUAAUACAAAAUGAUGCAACAAUGUGUGAAGAAUGCUUCAAGUUUGUAAAGGAGAUUGCCAGGAAUGCCCUGGAAACGUGCACGGAGACAUUUGAGUCGAAGCUCUGGCUCCUUUUGGAUUGCCUCAAGAGAGCUCUUACCGAUGAGACCGUACGGGAAGUUAUUUUAAUUGCUGGACUUCAUCUAUUUAAAAUUCUUAUCCAAUCUUACGAUUCUCUUGCAUCAUUCCAUAAGAAUCUGCUCUCAUUCGCCCUUCAGUGCUUCCAGAGAGAUGCUCUCCUUCAGGUAGAUGCCCUCCUCUUGAUCAAUGCGCUAGGAGAGAGAAACAUCUAUGUGGCUGAAGAUGAAGAAGAUCAUCUUAAAAGUAUUUGGUCAAAAUUGUUUGAGUGGCUCAAAAAGGAUGUUGCUCCGAAUAAGUCACUUGCAGCCCUUCAAACCCUCAAUACAUUCGUACACAAUCCGAAACAUCAGGAGCUCAUCCUCAAAACCGUAAGCCGCUAUAGCCUUCAAGCAAUCCUAGAAUUUGAUGUAGAAGAGAAUGUUGAGAAAGUUAAGGACGAAAGAAUUCUCCUAAUUCUCGCUGCUCUCAACCUAAUGGCCACUUUCGAAGCAGUUGAGCCACAGGGAUGGUAUGGAUGUGUGGAAAAUGAGCUGAAAACCGCGGAAAUGCGUGCUGUAAUCACUCAAGGAUUCUCAAGGAAAAAUCAGGAUAUCUUCAAAUGCUGCCUAGAUCUCAUAAGACAUUCAAACUAUCCCUCCAAGGAAAUUUCCUGUGCUCUGUAUCGAAAUAAAGAGUCAGCAGAAGGGCAAAGUAGCUCCAUUGUCGCACAAUAUGAAAAGAUAGUUUCACCCCAACGAGUCCUCCAGAAGCAAAGCAGUCAAAUUGAUGAUCUUCUCAAGCAAUUCUCAGAAAAUCCUGGAGAUAUGUCUGAAUCAUCAGCUGCUGUCUUCGUAGAAUAUCAAGACAUCUAUACGUGUGCAAAGAAUGAUUUCUACAAGCAGCAAAUUGAAGAAGGAAAGAAACAUAUUGCAGCUCUGACCAAGCUCGUUAACACUUUGGAGGCAGAAAGGAGGUACACGAGAUCACUCAUUUGCCAAUAUAAAAUCAGCAAUGAGAAGGCUCACAAUGAAGUAAAUAAAUGUACUGCAGUGAUUGAGGAGCGUGAGAAAUCUCUAGCACAAGUUACCAGCAAAAACAAGGAUCUUACAAGGAGGAAUAGAGAAAUUGAACAAGAAUAUGAGAAGAAAUGCGUCGAGAAUAAACAUUUGCAAGAGGAAAUGAACAAUUACGUCACAGAGUCCAAAGGAAAAAUUAAAGAAUUGAAGGAAUUACUGAAGGGGCUUGAAGAGGAGAAAAUAAAGGAGCAAAAGAAGAAUGAAUUGUCUCAGAAGGUGAUCGACGACAUGAAAAAGGAAGCCAACAAGCGCAUCGCCAGAAUACAACACCUCGAGGAAAAAGUAAAAGAAGCUGAAUCAAUUAAGCAGAAAAUCCACAACUUGAUGAAUGGCCUCUGAAGAUUAAAGAAUAAAAUGUUGAUUUUUUAAAUAAAUUCACAUAUUUAAUAUAUUUUUCAUUGUGGUAUCUAACAUAGUAAAUUCUCUGCUUGACACUUUCUCUCAAUUUCUUCUUAACUCUUUUAUAAAGUUAAAAAAGAAGAGUUCGUGUCCCUACAAAAAUUGGUUUUGGGGUAAAAUUUACGCGUUCGCUUUAAGACAUUUUAUUGUUAAUAUACUUAAUAAUAUAUAACUGCACUAUUUAACCUCGUCUCCCUACUGAAAAAGACAUAAUACGUUACUGAACUAAGAGGACUAAGACAAUAUUUUUUUUAAUACAGAAAUACAUUUUUUUUGUUUAAUUUUAUCAAGUUCCACUAAAUUUUACUUUUUUCCGAAACCACAAUUUAAGUGAUUUUGUGUUUUAUCUGUAAUUAUUUUUUCUUUCUUUCUGAAAAGGGGGUAUAAAUAAUUUUGAAUUCGAUUUAUCUGUCUCCAGAUAAGAGAUAUUACUCUCAAUUGACUAUGUUGCACAAUUUACAUUUUUCUAAAAUAUAUAGAGUAAAAUAGGUGAUUAAUUUGAAGGAAUAAAUGUUAAAUAAAAUAUAAUAUAAAUGUUGCUUAUAGAAAUGCAUUAAAGUUUUUUUUU